Ostreococcus tauri is the source of this 375-nucleotide messenger RNA. NCBI's taxonomy places the organism in Eukaryota, Viridiplantae, Chlorophyta, Mamiellophyceae, Mamiellales, Bathycoccaceae. The record is from the annotation of a RefSeq genome assembly.
AUGCCUACGAUUCAACAACUCAUUCGUUCUCAACGAAUCAAAUGUGAGACGAAAACUAAGUCUCCUGCUUUAAAAGCAUGCCCACAACGUCGUGGGAUUUGUACGCGUGUUUACACAACUACUCCGAAAAAACCAAAUUCGGCGUUACGUAAAGUAGCUCGUGUACGUUUAACAACUGGAAUUGAAGUUACAGCUUACAUUCCAGGUAUUGGACACAAUUUACAAGAACACUCAGUUGUAUUAGUACGUGGAGGUCGUGUAAAAGACCUUCCUGGAGUACGUUACCACAUCGUUCGUGGUUCACUUGAUACAGCUGGAGUAAAAGACCGUUUACAGAGUCGUUCAAAGUAUGGAGUAAAGCGUCCAAAGAGCUAA